This is a messenger RNA of Ilex paraguariensis (yerba mate), 4692 nucleotides long. The record is from the annotation of a GenBank genome assembly. Lineage: Eukaryota; Viridiplantae; Streptophyta; Magnoliopsida; Aquifoliales; Aquifoliaceae.
AUGGAGCCUUUAAACUUAGUUGCUGCAUCUGAUCUAUCUUAUUCCGAAGAAAGCCUGAGGGGACUGUUCAUAGCUGCUCUUGCACCUGAUCUUUUGACUCUUCUUUCUUUAACUAGUGCUUUAGGCGAUAUGUCAUCGCUUUUUGAAAAGGGCAGGGCAACUUCAGUUUUUCGAGAGUCCAUCAAUAUAAAAGAUUCAACGUUGUUCCUCUUUUCCAUUAAUGCGUCAUCAACAGAUGAUGGAUUCAACUUUUAUGAUUCUGGUCAUCGCUUUGAGCAUUUACAGUUUUUGUUGGUACUUCUGCGUUCACUUCCAUAUGCAUCCAAGGCAUUGCAAAGCCAAGCAUUACAGGAUCUUCUGAUUUUGGCUUGCAGUCAUCCAGAAAAUAGAAGCAGUCUCACUAGAAUGCAGGAAUGGCCUGAGUGGAUUUUGGAGAUUCUUAUUUCUAAUUAUGAGACUGGUGCAAGCGAUAAUUCAAAUUCUUCGAGCUUGAGAGACUUAGAAGACCUCAUACACAAUUUCUUGAUUAUCAUGUUAGAGCAUUCAAUGCGACAAAAGGAUGGGUGGCAGGAUAUUGAAGCAACAAUUCAUUGUGCAGAAUGGCUUUCUAUGGUUGGUGGAUCUAGCACAGGAGACCAACGGAUCAGACGUGAGGAAUCGUUGCCAAUUUUCAAAAGAAGGCUGUUGGGUGACUUGCUGGAAUUUGCUGCCAGAGAGUUGCAGGUUCAGCAGACUCAAGUUAUUGCUGCAGCGGCUGCUGGUGUGGCAGCUGAGGGGUUGUCACCAAAGGAUGCUAAGGCAGAAGCAGAAAAUGCUGCUCAGCUUUCUGUGGCUUUAGUAGAGAAUGCAAUUGUGAUUUUGAUGCUUGUUGAAGAUCAUUUACGGCUACAAAGUAAACUUUAUAGUGCUUCACGUUUUUCGGCUGGUUCUGUUUCUCCCCUUUCAAAUGUGUUGCCUAUGAGUAACCUGUCAAAUUCGACUGUGGUUGAUGGAGAAUCUGUAGCUGUGGUUGAUCGCAAAUCAUCAUCUGCUGACUCUGCAGGACUCUCUCUUGAUGUUCUUGCUUCAAUGGCUGAUGCCAAUGGGCAAAUCUCUGCAACAGUGAUGGAACGGCUUACUGCUGCAGCUGCAACGGAACCUUACGAAUCUGUUUCGUGUGCUUUUGUGUCAUAUGGGAGCUGUACUGCAGAUUCAGCAGACGGUUGGAAAUACAGGAGUCGGUUGUGGUAUGGACUUGGCCUUCCUUCAAAAUCAGCAGCCUUUGGUGGUGGUGGCAGUGGAUGGGGAUCUUGGAAAUCUGCUUUGGAGAAAGAUGAUAAUGGAAAUUGGGUAGAACUUCCAUUGGUAAAAAAGUCAGUUGCCAUGCUUCAAGCUUUGUUGCUGGAUGAGUCCGGACUUGGUGGUGGCCUAGGUAUUGGAGGAGGAUCUGGUACUGGGAUGGGAGGAAUGACGUCACUUUACCAGUUGUUAGACAGUGACCAACCAUUCUUAUGCAUGCUCCGAAUGGUGCUUGUUUCAAUGAGGGAAGAAGAUGAUGGUGAAAAUCACAUGCUUAUACUGAAUUUAAAUGCGGAGGAGGGGUCAGAGGGGGUACACCAAGCUGGCAACAUUGCAGCCUUUGAUAACAUUGCUCGAAUGUCAGCACGGAAACCACGAUCUGCAUUGCUCUGGAGCGUGCUCUCACCUGUUCUGAACAUGCCAAUCUCUGAGUCUAAGAGACAGAGAGUCUUGGUUGCGUCUUGCGUGCUAUAUUCUGAGGUGUGGCUUGCAGUUGGCAAGGACAGAACCCCGCUGCGUAAGCAGUAUCUGGAGGCCAUUUUGCCUCCCUUUGUUGCUGUAUUAAGGAGGUGGCGGCCCCUUUUGGCUGGCAUUCAUGAACUCGCUACUGCAGAUGGUUUGAAUCCUCUUGUGGUUGAUGACCGUGCAUUGGCUGCAGAUGCUUUGCCUAUAGAGGCUGCCCUGGCUAUGAUCUCUCCAGCCUGGGCUGCUGCUUUUGCAUCACCUCCUGCUGCAAUGGCUUUGGCAAUGAUUGCUGCUGGUGCUGCUGGAGGGGAAACCACUGCACGUGCAACAACUACACAGCUCAGGCGUGAUUCUUCAUUGCUUGAGCGAAAAACAACUAGACUUCAUACGUUUUCUAGUUUUCAGAAACCUUUGGAUGCUCCUAGCAAAUUACCAGGUGUUCCAAAGGACAAGGCAGCUGCCAAAGCAGCUGCAUUGGCUGCUGCACGUGACCUGGAACGAAAUGCAAAGAUUGGUUCAGGCAGAGGUCUCAGUGCUGUAGCAAUGGCAACAUCAGCGCAGCGCCGAACUAAAAGUGAUAUGGAACGUGUAAACAGAUGGAACAUUUCUGAAGCCAUGGGAAUUGCCUGGAUGGAGUGCUUGCAAUCAGUUGAUACAAAAUCAGUCUAUGGGAAAGAUUUUAACGCCUUAUCCUAUAAAUAUAUUGCUGUUCUUGUUGGAAGUUUAGCUUUAGCUAGAAACAUGCAACGAUCAGAGGUUGACAGACGCACACAAGUUGAUGUAAUAGCUCGACAUCGUCUAUACACUGGGAUUCGUGCAUGGCGGAAGCUCAUCCAUUCCUUGAUAGAGAUAAAAUGUCUUUUUGGGCCGUUUGCUGACCAGUUAUGCAAUCCUGAACGUGUUUUCUGGAAGCUGGAUUUCAUGGAAAGUUCUUCAAGGAUGAGGAGAUUUUUGAGGAGGAAUUACCGAGGGUCAGAUCACUUGGGUGCUGCCGCAAAUUAUGAAGACAUUGUGGAUUCAAAACAUAAUAAAGAGAAUGCCAUAAGUCCAUCUAAAGCCUCUAUUUUGGCUGCAGAAGCUAUCUCUCUUGAGGUUGUGAAUGAGGAUGAUGAGCAGGAGGAUGUUGUUGAUUUAGAGAACAGAGACGACGACAUAGAUAGAGAGGGAGAGAUUCAGACUAGGCAGUCCAGAAAAGCUGAGCAGGCCCUGCAGGCAGAUGCGAAAUCUACAGAUCUUCCAGUCAGUAAUGACCAAGAGUUGGUGCAAAAUCCAUCAUUAGUUGCCCCUGGUUAUGUCCCUAGUGAACAUGAUGAAAGAAUUGUUCUUGAGCUUCCAUCAAUGAUGGUCCGGCCAUUAAGGGUUCUACAAGGAACGUUUCAAAUAACCACAAGGAGAAUCAACUUCAUUGUUGAUAGCACUGGGAGUAACAUAUCAGAGAAUGGUUUGGGCUGCAGUACUGAUAGUAGAGUUCAAGAAAAGGAUCAGAGCUGGUUGAUGUUGUCUAUUCAUCAGAUGUAUAGCAGAAGAUAUCUGCUUAGAAGAAGUGCACUGGAAUUGUUUAUGGUUGACCGGUCAAAUUUCUUCUUUGAUUUUGGGAGUACUGCAGGUAGAAGAAAUGCAUACCGCGCUAUUGUUCAAGCACGUCCUCCUCAUUUGAACAAUAUUUACCUGGCAACUCAGAGACCUGAACAACUUCUGAAGAGAACUCAACUCAUGGAACGUUGGGCUAGGUGGGAGAUCAGCAAUUUUGAGUAUCUAAUGCAGCUUAAUACACUGGCUGGGCGUAGUUAUAAUGACAUCACUCAGUAUCCUGUUUUCCCAUGGAUUCUUUCUGAUUACAAUUCAAAGACCUUGGAUCUUGCGAAUCCUUCUUCCUAUCGUGAUCUUUCGAAGCCCAUUGGUGCACUGAAUGCAGAUCGGCUAAAGAAAUUCCAAGAGAGAUACUCGAGCUUUGAUGAUCCAGUCAUCCCCAAAUUCCACUAUGGUUCACAUUAUUCAACAGCUGGAACAGUGUUGUAUUAUCUCGUUAGAGUGGAGCCGUUUACUACUCUUUCAAUUCAGCUCCAAGGUGGCAAAUUUGAUCAUGCAGACAGAAUGUUUUCAGAUAUUGCUGCAACCUGGGAUGGAGUUCUUGAGGACAUGAGUGAUGUAAAGGAAUUGGUUCCUGAACUAUUUUAUCUUCCUGAGGUGUUGAGCAAUGAAAACUCAAUUGACUUUGGCACAACGCAACUAGGAGAAAAGCUUGAUUUAGUCCAGCUUCCUCCUUGGGCUGAAAACCCAGUUGAUUUUAUCCAUAAGCAUCGGAUGGCCCUUGAAAGUGAGCAUGUUUCAGAACAUUUGCAUGAAUGGAUUGAUCUCAUAUUCGGGUAUAAGCAACGAGGAAGGGAAGCUAUAUCAGCAAAUAAUGUCUUCUUUUACAUCACUUAUGAAGGAACUGUGGACAUUGACAAAAUUUUGGAUCCCGUACAACAACGUGCUACACAAGAUCAGAUUGCUUACUUUGGACAAACCCCAUCUCAACUUCUAACCAUCCCUCACAUGAAAAAGAUGCCCCUAGCAGAUGUUCUUCACUUGCAGGUGAAGAGGACAAGGUCCAUCGGGUCGGGUUGCGGGUCAGUCAAAUUGAACCGGGGUUCAAACAGUCCAAACCCAAUCAGAUCCCAAUUUCAAACCCAGUUAUUUUUUAACCCAAUCAGAUCGGGUCCAAUCAGAUCAGGCCCAGUCCACUGUGCAUCCCAGUCCAAGUUGGCCUUAGACCGAUUCAAACCGGUUCAGUCAAUGGUGACUCCGGUUCAGCGGUCCAGUAACCUCCUGUGGCCCAGUUCAGUUAGGUUUGGCACCGGUUUAGACCGGUUCAGUCAUCUUCCACUUCAGUUCAUCGGUCCAGUGCACCUAGUCUGCCCGGUUCAGCCUGCCAGCAGGCUUUUGGGGUCUGGUUCAGCCUUCUAG